AUGAAGUUAACACAAUUGCUCACACUCGCAGUCGCCUUGACCGUUGUAAACGCGAGGGCUGUACUCAAUAGACAAGAAAAGAAUCCUAAUAACGAUAAUAGCAUUUACCCAUCGCCAAAUGCCAAUGGAGGUAAAGCCUGGUCUGAAGCAUUCAAGAAAGCAGAAGACAUUGUUUCACAAAUGUCAAUAGAAGAGAAAGCAAGUUUGAUAACUUCCCAUGAAGGCAGAUGUGUUGGUACGUCUCCAGGUGUCGAACGACUUGGGAUCCCACAGUUGUGUUUAAUGGACGGACCAACUGGACCACGUCCAAUGAAGGGCGUCUCUCAAUACCCUGCUGGCCAGACGGCCGCCGCUACUUGGGACAAAGAGUUAAUUUAUGAGCGUUCUAAGCAAAUGGGUCAAGAAUUCUUCGAUCAAGGCGUUCACAUCGCUUUGGCACCCGUCGCAUCCGGUCCUCUCGGUAGAUCACCACUUGGAGGCAGAAAUUGGGAGGGUUCUUACCCAGAUCCAUACGCAAAUGGAGUCUAUUCAUACCUUUCAGUUCUUGGUUUACAAGAUAGCAAUGUCGCUGCGACGAUCAAACAUUGGAUCGGAUAUGAACAGGAGACUGCUCGUCAUCCUUACCGUACUGAAAGUACAUCUGAUCAAAAUUCAAUUGAUUCGAUUAUUGAUGAUGUGACGACUCACGAAGUCUAUAUGCAUCCAUUCGCAGAAGCAGUCAGAGCUGGUUCUGCGCAUGUUAUGUGUUCUUAUAAUCGCUUAAAUGGUACUCAAGCAUGUAAUAAUGCCUACACCCAGAAUCACCUACUCAAAACUGAACUUAACUUCCAAGGAUCAAUUAUCAGUGAUUGGGGUGGAGUACACGAUAGUGUUGAUUCAGCUCUCAAUGGUCUUGAUUUCUCUGCCCCUGGUGUCGGAUUCAAUGGAUCAAUGGGUACAUUCUGGGGUGAACUUGCUGAAUUGGUCAACAAUGGUUCAGUCCCUGAAGAAAGACUGACUGAUUCGGCCAUAAGAGUCCUCACACCGUACUUCCAUUUCGGUCAGGAUAGCGAGAACAUACCACCAGAAGUUGUCUUCAAUGGUAAUAGCUACUUCGAUGCUGAAAACGUCUAUAAAAAUGUACGCGCGGACAAUACGGCAGAGCUUAUAAGACGACUUGGGUCAGAAUCAGCUACAUUGCUCAAGAAUACAGGUGGAUUACCACUCAAGAAUCCCGAACAGAUCUUUGCACUUGGUAGCGACCUUGGCGAUAACGCUCUCGGUGUAGAUGGAUGUGGUGACGCUGGUACUUCAUGUCCGGAGGGUAAUUUCAAUGGAACACUUACUGAUGCUGGUGGAUCAGGCUAUGCUUAUGCUCCAUAUAUUAUUACACCUCUCGACGCACUCAAACAACGUACGAUAAAUGGAAACAUACGCCUUUCAUAUGCUCUCACACAUGACGAUGAACUUAUUAACGAGGUUGCACCAUCCGCCGAUGCUACAUUGGUGUUUAUCAAUAAUUGGGCACAAGAGAACAGAGAUCGCGAUGAUUUACAGAUUACUAUUGAACAGUCCAAUAUGUUAGAUGCGGCUGUGAAUGCUUCAAGCAAUGUCAUAGUUGUUUUGCACACACCUGCUGUCAUCGAUAUCGAGAAAUGGGCUGAUAAUGAGAAUGUCACAGCAAUAGUAGAAGCCUACCUCCCUGGACAGGAGAGCGGAAAUGCAAUUAUACCACUUUUAUUCGGUGAUGAGAACUUCAGUGGUAAAUUGCCAUACACUUGGGGUAAGACACUUGAUGAUUACCCACCAAACGGUAUUGUCAGAGACAAUGAUCAAUCACCUCAGGUGGAAUUCACUGAGGGUCUUUUCGUAGAUUACAAAUGGUUCGAUAAACAGGAGAUUGAACCACGUUACGAAUUUGGUUUCGGUUUGUCAUACACAAACUUUGAAUUUUCAGACAUCUCAGUUGUGGACAAUUACAAGGAGGAUGACAAGGAAGUACAAGCGACUAAUGAACCAUUUGAAGGCUUCGAAGAAGGCAAGAGCUUGUACGAUGUCAUCAAGACAGUCACAGCAACUGUUAGCAACACUGGUGAUGUCGAUGGAUCGGAAGUCGCUCAACUCUAUGUCAGUAUUCCAGGUGACGAACAACCUAUUCGUCAAUUACGUGGUUUCGAAAAGGUGAAAAACCUCAAGAGUGGUGAUAGCCAAGAAGUCAGCUUCGAUCUUCGCCUCAAAGAUCUUAGCGUCUGGGAUGUCACUAGACAAAUGUGGAUACUCCCAUCUGGCGAAUACACUUUCCACGUUGGUAACAGCUCACGCAAUCUCCCACUUUCUGUUACUAGCACACAAUAG
Messenger RNA from Wallemia mellicola CBS 633.66, 2334 nucleotides. RefSeq names its product glycoside hydrolase. The record is from RefSeq and is a predicted model, not a curated record. NCBI's taxonomy places the organism in Eukaryota, Fungi, Basidiomycota, Wallemiomycetes, Wallemiales, Wallemiaceae. The transcript has 5 exons. Gene Ontology annotation, biological process: glucan catabolic process. Gene Ontology annotation, molecular function: beta-glucosidase activity. Bases 1 to 2334 code for a protein of 777 amino acids.